AUGGCAACAGCGUCGAGCUCGAGAGCUCUUAUGGACGGAACCAUUAUGCGUCGGGAGGACGAAUCGGCGGCAGAAGUGGAUGGAUUAUUUGUUUUAUCCAAACUUUUGAACGCAAAUCUGCAAGCCAAAAUUUUCACUGACCAAGUCAUACACCAGCGAGACUCGGUGCUUGCUUUGCUAGGCGACAUGGGCUUUGGCACAGCUGGGCAACCAACUUUGACUGACCCUGUUCUGGACACGGACCUCUGGCCCGAAUCUCAGAUCACGUUGAUCUUGAAAUGCCUGUCAGAAGCUGCAUCAUUUCUGUUACCCAGUCAUCUGACCUGUCAGACACAGACGGAAGCAAGGAACAAUUGCCUUCAGGAUAUUGGAACCCUUUUCCCUCCACAAGAAUCUAAAGAAGGAAUUGCAGACAUUGCACACAGUAGAUGUGCAGUGCUCUCUCGCUCGUUAACCUCUAUGCUCGGUAAAGAUGCAGAGUCCUGGGCUGCUGAAGACCUUCAUCCAAAGCUGCCUAGUCACCCUACGCCAGUGCAAUUGGAGGCAGAGCUUCACAUGUUCAAUGGCAUAUGCCGGAUUAUUGAAAUAAUCCGGAAUGUCCUAGCUCAACCCAAUAUGACUAAGAUUACAGCACUCCAAAAGGUCAAGGCUUUGCGUUUACUGGAAGCUCUGAGCGUGAAACUCAUGGUAUCCCACUGUGAACAAGUGUCAACAUAUAUGGCAAAAGUCACCCCAUCAGAAGCGCUCACUGCUUGA
Messenger RNA from Tremella mesenterica DSM 1558, 756 nucleotides. RefSeq lists its product as uncharacterized. Bases 1 to 756 code for a protein of 251 amino acids. NCBI's taxonomy places the organism in Eukaryota, Fungi, Basidiomycota, Tremellomycetes, Tremellales, Tremellaceae. The transcript has 2 exons. The record is from RefSeq and is a predicted model, not a curated record.